Messenger RNA from Bipolaris zeicola 26-R-13, 339 nucleotides. RefSeq lists its product as uncharacterized. The transcript has a single exon. The record is from RefSeq and is a predicted model, not a curated record. The annotation marks the transcript as partial. Lineage: Eukaryota; Fungi; Ascomycota; Dothideomycetes; Pleosporales; Pleosporaceae.
AUCCGUCACGUUAGUAUCCCUUUACUAGCCUUUAGCAUCGCUCGUCGGCGAUCUACGUCGAUCAAACUAAUCAAGCCACCGGGCAAGAACUGGGCUCAGGCCUUCGAGAAACGCCAUAAGGAACUCAAAGCGAGAAAGGUCAGGGCUAUCGACUGGAACCGCCACGAGAACGAUAUAUAUUCUAAGAUCGCUAAGUGGUUUGAGGUGAUGGAAAAGGUGCUGCAGGGUCCUGCUACACUGUCAGAGAAUGUUUACAAUAUGGACGAAACAGGAGUCAUGCUGCACGGCAUGCAACAUUCCUGUGGCUUUGGCACGAAGGUUGUUCUUAUUCGUUUGUGA